This is a messenger RNA of Schizophyllum commune H4-8, 1701 nucleotides long. RefSeq lists its product as uncharacterized. NCBI's taxonomy places the organism in Eukaryota, Fungi, Basidiomycota, Agaricomycetes, Agaricales, Schizophyllaceae. The coding region runs from base 8 to 1555 and encodes 515 amino acids. The transcript has 2 exons. The record is from RefSeq and is a predicted model, not a curated record.
UACAGCCAUGUCCUCACACUGCCUGGAAAUACCAGAAAUUCUCAUUCAGAUAUGCGCAAAACUUUCACAGCCGUCCCUGGCAUCCUUUGCGCGGACCAACUCGAGAAUAUGUGCGGUCGCUCUGGACGCGCUUUGGAGAGAGCAAACCAGUCUUCUACCCUUGUUGAAGACUUUGCCAAAGCACAAGAUUAUCCCAGUUUAUGGGUUAUUGUUGACCGAGGACAGCAUAGCGCAGGCGGACUGGGAGAACACCCAGACGUAUGCACAGAGAGUGAAGGUCCUUUCCUUUGAGAGCCACUGCUAUGCGACGGAUUUCGGAGAUGGCGCUACCGAUAUCAUCAAGACGUCUAUCGAGACCUACAUCCUCCAUCUGCAUGACGCGCCGAUAUUCCCGAACCUCCGUAAGCUUGAUUUCGGGUUCGUGUGCUGGGCUUACUACGAGUACCUGCGCUUCUUCAUUGCUCCCUCGCUGCGGAUCUUCUGCUUGCGCUACAGGCCAGGGUACCAAAACGCACCUGAUCUCGCGCAGAUCCUUUCCCCCAUUCCUCCACUAUGUCCAGAGCUUGCCUAUCUCACUCUCCACGAGGUGGAGAGUGAUUUUGGCGAUGAAGCUUUCCUCGGGGUGUGCCUGCCCUAUAAGGACAUGGUCCUUGGCUGGAGCACGCUGACAAGAGUGGACCUUGCCGAAGCCCAUCCAGAGGCCAUUCGCCACCUGGGGCGAUGUGGAAAUCUAAGGCACCUGAGGAUGUGCGUCGACACCGACCUGCAGUGGCCACCAGCGGAGGUACCUGGCUUCAAGAACGGUCUGUCUGAACUCGUCAUCAACGCGCGGAGAGGAAGAUGGGUUGCAGCAAUCAUCGAGUGCAUGUCGAAUGCCACCAUCGCGGUGACGUGCGUGCAGGUGAUCUGCUCGCGCGAGCGUAACCGCUACAGACGACGCAACCUUGACGUCCUCGCUCAGACGCUGGAUGCGGCGUCCCUCCGGGAAUUCACCUAUGCCUCAUAUCGGACCUUCGAGGGACGAGACGACCCUCUGCCGCUGUCGGUCCUGCUGCAGUACGCACGCUUCCGUGAAUUGACCAGAUUCGUCGUCGGUUGCUGUGGAUUUCCCUCAUUCGGCGAUGACGCGCUGGCUGACUUGGUGUCUGCGUGGCCUCACCUUCAGCAUCUCUCUAUACGCGGUUCGCUCAAAGCGUUCGACGACCGCGUCGAUCCCCAUAUCACGCUUGCAUCCCUGGCGACUUUGGCGCGCUACUGCCCCGCACUCGGCUAUUUCUCCUGCAAACCGAGCAGUGCCAAAGUCCCGCCCCUGCCGGACUUGGUUGCUGCACCUCGGGAGACCGCAGAGCCCAACUCCCCAUCUAUCGAGUUGGGAUUCAACGUAGUGGGAUUACCGAUCGAGAAUGCGGAGGCGGUGGCCAACUAUAUCUGCGCGGUCUUCAAGGACAGACAGUGCACGGUGACGUUCAAGGGCAGAGCACAGAACGGCGACGACGCAGUGUCGAUGGCCAAAUGGGAGAAGGUGCAGUCGUUGGUCGGGGCGCCCGAGGAUUAGGGACUGUAUGCAUCAUAGAAUCGAGUUGUCGGGUGCAUAGGGUAGUAGACGCCUCCGUCGUACGAUAGGAAGCUAAGUUAUCCUCAAGCGACGCCAUGAUGCCCUGUGUAGGUCCAGCUUCGAAUAAGCACGUGUUUGACAUAUUC